CGUGAGGCGGGCGCCAUUUUGUGGCGGCUGCAAAGAGUGGGAACGAAAAGAGGAGGAGGCGCCUCGCUGCUGCUACUACCGCUGCUGCCGCCACGACUAACGCCGCCGCCGCCACCUUCCUUGCUUUUCCUCUCCCGCCUUUUCCUCCCUUCUCUCUUUUUUUAAAAAAACAAUUUUACCUCAGCUCCUUUUUAAAAUAUAUGCCCCUAUAAAUCUCCACCUGCCCUUUUCCCACCCGCUCCCGGGCCUCCUCGUCGGCUCCGUCUUCCAUUUUUCUCCCCUCACACGCGCCCACCACCCAACCGCAACCAUUGCCGACCUCGCUAUGUCUGGUGGCGGCGUGAUCCGCGGCCCGGCCGGGAACAACGACUGCCGCAUCUACGUGGGGAACCUGCCGCCGGACAUCCGCACCAAGGACAUCGAGGACGUCUUCUACAAGUACGGCGCCAUCCGGGACAUCGACCUCAAGAACCGCCGCGGGGGCCCGCCGUUCGCCUUCGUCGAGUUCGAGGACCCCAGGUGGGAAGGGCGGGCGAGGGGCUGCUUCGGGGGCGGAAGGAGGAGGGGAGGGAGAGGGUCGGCCGAAGAGAUCCGUCUUCAGGAACCCGCCGCGGGUUGCACUCGAGAGUAGGCCCCACGAAAUCCAUGGGCCCGACUUCGGCUGCCAUCGUUGACUCCGGGGGGGGGGAGGAUUUGGCUCUUUCGGCGCUUGCAUGCCGCCCGCAGCCGCGGAAUGCGAAACUCGGAACGGCUUCCUUAGCGCGAAUCCUGCCUCGUGCGCACGUUCCUCUUAACACGCCGCUUCUGCCUCGUGUUGCACGCUCGGGGCGAAGGAAUCUCGACGUCAUGUAAAGAAAAACAGCCGCGCUGGGUUAUAUCCCGCGGGCCCAAGUUAUUUGCGCCCGUUAACUUCAGCGGGCCAACUCGAGAGUAGGGCUGGGCGUUGGGUGCCACCCGCAGUUGGAAAUGCGCCGUGGAAACGGAUGAGCACUCCGGUGCGGGUUUUUCCUACAAGGCGCACAUUUUUCUACGUGGUUUUUGGCUAGGUGGUGGUUAUUUUUAAGUGGGGGGGGCAAAGCGAUUUCCCCAAUGUUUUAUAAAAAUCCAGCGUAAAGGCCACUGAUUUCUAUAGUCUGCUUGAGGAGGACUGGGAGGCAGGCGGCCAGUUAGAACCAUUGGGUUGUAUCACACUUUUAUUCAAAAAUAGAAUUGAAACCUGGAGGCAUGAGUCCAUAAGAUUGGGCUCUGUUUCUUUACAUGUUUGAAUCCUUGGGAUUUCUGUUUUACAUGCUUUUUAUAUGUAUGUUUUUAAUACAGCUGUUUUAUUUGUGUUAGGCUGUGUUUUUGUUUAACGUUUUAAUGAUGCAUUGUUUGUUUAUGGGGUACACACCACUUAGAGUUUUUUGAAAUAUUGAGCGGAUUUUAAAUGCUUUUAAAUAAACAAGUUGUGACCCUUAUUUUCAAUGGAUCCACUCUGAGGAUACAAACCAGUAGGUCUACUCUUUAAGUAGGACUAAAAUUGGGCAUAGCCAAUUUUGUGUACUUGUUUAAAAACAGGAUCCUAAAUCAUUACUUUUCAGAAAGUAACAGUUGAAUUCAGUAGGGCUUACCUCCAGGUAAGUGAAGUUAAAGUUGCAGCCUGUGGUGGUGGUUGUUUCUUUCCCCCCUACUUUCAUAGCUCAAUCAGUCUCUGGACAACUAACAAAUUCAAAGGUUUUUAUAUAUCUUUCUUUUUGUCUUCACAACAAUCCUGUGGGGUAGGUCAGGCUGAGAUAAACACACUGGCCCAAGGACCCUAAGGCUUUGGGUGAUGGGGAGAGAGUGUGUUUAUAGCUAGCAGAGCUGUACUUAGAAAACUUCUUUACUACUUCUAGAUAAUUUAUCCUGGCCUUCAUAAGUGCUCUGCAUAUCUAACCAAUCCAAAACCCAUACCUCUUUGUCAGUUCUUGCACCAACCCUGUUAGAUAGGUUAGGCAGAGAAAAUGAGAGUGCCAAAGGCCACUUCAUAUGCUUUAAAGGUUGAAUCAUUUCCUUGUAGUAGCCCUGCUAGGAGGCCAUGCUGAUAUACUGUGACUGGCUCCCAAGAUCCUUGAGCUAGUCACAUGCUGUCAGCUUGAUGUACCUUGCAGGAUGGUUGUAAAGGAUAAAUGAUUUAUAUCCCCACACAACCCCAUGAAGCCCACUGAGCUAUCACUAUCAGCUUUUUUUACUAUUACUCAGCCUGACCUGCCUCACAGGGUUGUUGUGCAAUGCUCAGACAGCCUUGGAGAUAUGGAGGAAUUAAAAUGUAGUAAUAUGCAGUCCCAUAUAAAUCUUUACUAUGCAUUCAUAGGAUUUGACACUGUUGUUUAUUUUCUUGUUUGUUGCUUCAGGAAAGGAAGGUGGGUUGCAGGUAUUAAAUGAAAUAAAAAUGGAAUGAUCCUGUGAGUGCUUGCUUGGAAGCAUGUUUUCCUAAGCCAGUUGUCUUCAAGCCUUUUUGCCCCAAAAUUCAUGUUUAACUCCCAGGCUUUUAGUGGAUGAAAUUUCAUGCUUCACUGUGUAUGUGUAGCAUUGUGUUAAUUAAUUGCUCUUUUUAAAACAAUGUUACAAAAGCUUGUAUUGGCUUACAGCCAAAUGUCAUCACAAUUAUUCUUAAACUUUAUUGCUAGCCACCUUAGAAGCUUCUGCUGAAAUGCAGAGUAGGUUUUUGCUAAAGACACAAACUACAACUUAAAAGUAGGACCCACCCAUUUUUAAAAUUAAUUUUGUAUUGCUUCUUAUGUCUCAAGGGCAGACAGAACCUCUAUACUGCAACUUUUUGUGUAUAAAGUGAGAUUUUAUUUGGGAGAAACUAUGCCUGUGGAAAUUUCCACUUUCACAACUUUUCAGAAUUUAUGGGGCUGUUCUUCAUUGCCUCUGUUUUCUCCUGUUUUUAUCAAUUGUCCCAAUGCUUUUGAAUGCAUAGAAGAUUACAACAUAUUACAUAUUUGUGAGCAGUUUGGUAAAAAAAAAACCAUUUGCAUGCUUUCCUGUUCAUCUCUAUGUGUAAAAGGGUAAAAUAUUUUUCUUAUGAAUAAAAAUUUAGGGGAGGGACCUGGAAAUUCCCCAAGAGUGGUGCAAGCCCUGGGUACUGGUGUAGGCAGACAUCAUUUACUGCCUCUCUCUUGAGACUCAAGAGAACUUUUUACAGUUUUAUUGAUUUUUCUACAUGGAAUCCCACAACUCAAGGCUUUUGUACACACAUCCCAACAUGGUUAUACAGCAGAAUCUUAAGACAGAGAGAGCUGAUCUACAAGUUGUGCACAAUGCAGUAGAAUAAUUCCAAACUAGCAUUUCAUACUACAAAUUGAAUUAUUAACACUGAAGAGAGGAUUAGAGUGACCAUCUUCCUGAGGUGCUACUUCAACUAUAAGCAGUCUCUGUAAACACCUCACUUGAAGUCUAGUGGUCAGCUCAGAAUUCUUUCAGUUCAUUCUGUGUAUGUAGGACUGUGGAGUUCAGUUUACUAACUUGUAAGUGUACAUAGAGUUGCAGAACUUUAAAAGUUCAUUUAUUAUUUUUUGUACUGUUCGUUCUGGUUUUUUAACAAGAGCAUGCAUAUAUGGCAAGUAGUUUUCUUAUAAAAGUAGUGGCUAGUAUUCAACUAAAUCAUUAUGGACAAACCUCCCCUCCCAUUUUCUCACCCCACAAGCUCUCCCAUCUGCUCUGUGGCUUCCCCUAAUGAUUCAGAACAGAUUUGGGACUGUGCCAGAGAAGGGGGCAGGGAGGGAAGGAAGGAAAAGUUCACAGUGAUUUAGUUGGGAUACAGCUCAGUACAUGUUACUAAAAUCUUGUUAAUGACUUAAAAUCAUGUCUUUCUUUUACAUAAAAGUAACAUUCUUUUAAGUAAUUAACAAGGUUUUAGUUCCUGUUCUAUUGUGGUGGUCUGGUUCCUUCAUGCAUUGGCAUAGCACAUGCAAAUAUAAAAGGCUCCACAAUGCAUAAACUCAGGCACUUGCUUGAUUUUGAUUUUAUCCAGCCUUUCCCUGUAGCUGUCUAUAUACCACUGUGUGUUUAGGCUGGGAUCCCUUGUAUGAGUUGCUUCCUUGUUCCACCUACCUUUGCUUUGCUUUUCCUUCUCAAACCCCCACCAGUGGGUCAAAUUCCAUGCUUGACAUGACACAGGGUACAGCUCUCUUACUUGUUUCCCAGUUCUAGCUCAGGGUUUUCCAAACUUGGGUCUCCAUCUGUUUUUGGCCUACAACUCCCAUCAUCCCAGACCACUGGUCCUGGUAGCUAGGGAUGAUGGGAGUUGUGGUCCAAACAGCUGGAGGCAAAAGUUUGGGAAACACUGAUCUAGUGCUACACCAUUCCAACCUAACUUGUGCUCAGGUGAAAAGUUUUGUCACUCAGGACUGUUGGUUUCUCCCCUUGCAACUGCAAGCCUAUAUAGGAUAGUGACCUGUACUUCUAGUGUCAUUUACUUAACAAGGGGGGGGGCAGUGACAUGCUGCCCAGUAACAAACGCACAAUGCGCUGCCAGCUCUGAGGAACCUUUGAUCUAUCUUCAGUGUGGUUCUCUUCCAUUUUUGCAGGGAUGCGGAGGAUGCAGUCUAUGGACGGGAUGGAUAUGAUUAUGAUGGGUAUCGUCUACGAGUGGAGUUUCCUCGAAGUGGACGGGGCACUGGCAGGGGAGGAGGAGGCGGUGGAGGUGGUGGGGCCCCAAGGGGCAGAUAUGGACCCCCAUCCAGGCGAUCAGAGUACAGAGUGAUAGUAUCAGGUAAGUCAUUUGUGCACUUGGGAAAAGCAGCUUUCUUCAAAUACAGCUUGAUCAUCUAGGAAGAAGAUAAUACACAUAUGCAUGUAUCAAAUGUAUUUCCGCUUGCAACUUUGGGCAGGUAUAUAGUGAGUUCUGAGAAUUUGGCAUGCUGCAAAGCUUAGUUUUCAUUUUUUAAAAAAGUGGUUGUUUGGUCUUGUUAAAAAAAAAGCAAAAGCAAGCUUGCAAUGGUUAUUUGGGGCCCUAGUGCCUUAUAGAGCUUCCUGCUUCUGUUGCCUUUUUAAAACAAAACAAUAAGCCUUUGUACUUUCCAAAAAUCCUGAAACCUGGAUGUAUGUACUUAAACGUGUUGUUAACAUGCAACUUUCUGGAAAAAUUGAAUUUCUACUUGUGACCCUCUAAAGACAGUUCUUUCUUGAGUAUAUGAAGGUCUGAUGGCAUCAAUCUCUGCUGAAUAGCAUUUAACUGAAAAUAACUGUCUCUUGUUCAGGACUACCUCCCAGUGGAAGCUGGCAGGAUUUAAAGGAUCACAUGCGUGAAGCAGGUGAUGUAUGUUAUGCUGAUGUUUUCCGAGAUGGAACUGGUGUCGUGGAGUUUGUACGGAAAGAAGAUAUGACCUACGCAGUACGAAAACUGGAUAACACUAAGUUUAGAUCUCAUGAGGUAGGUUUUCCACUUAAUGUUUUGACCAGAAUUGGAUGCACAGGGUUACAAUUGGAUGCAAUAGGAUGGAAGGUAAGGAGGCGCAGUCUCUAUUUGCAGCGUUAACAAAUACUGAAAACAUGUUGGGACAUCCCGUGUUAAGAAUGGUAUGCAGGGAGAUGUGAUGAAACUCCUCUUGGUUCUUGUAAAAAGACCUUCAGUCUGUCAGCAUGCCUGCAAAGACAGCUCAAAAGCGUAGACCUUUCAAUCGAAAGUUGUGUCUAUUUGAUAGGGAGAAACUGCCUACAUCCGUGUUAAAGUUGAUGGCCCAAGAAGUCCGAGUUACGGAAGAUCUCGCUCUCGCAGCCGUAGUCGUAGCAGAAGCCGUAGCCGAAGCAACAGCAGAAGUCGCAGUUAUUCCCCGAGAAGAAGCAGAGGAUCUCCACGCUACUCUCCCCGUCACAGCAGAUCACGUUCCCGUACAUAAAUGAUCUUUAAUGGUGCUCCUUUUUGUAGAAAACCCCUCCAUGUUGUACGCAGUUUUCCUUUACUCAGUACAGUCUUUCUUUUUUAAAAAAAAAAAUUCAAGCUGUUUUACUCAAAAUUGGCUAAAGUGUUGAAUUGCAUUCUUGUAUAAUAUCCCUAGUGAGUAUUUGCUCCUUAACAUCAACAUUCCCUCAUGUCUUUGAUGAAAUGUAUUUUACCAUGUCCUAGGCAGGGUUCUCUCUAGUUAGGUAGUUUGCUGCCCAUAUUCUCUUCCAAUAUGGUAUUGCUGUAUAAAAUGUCUUUGUUCAACUAUGGUUUCUACAAGCUGGGAAUGUUGGGGGGAAAUUGUGGUUUAACUUGUCUCUUCUGGGGGAGUUUACAUUUUUAUCUUGCCUUUUCAUGUGUCUUUCUGUAGACAUAUCUGAAGAGAUGGAUUAAGAAUGCUUUGGAUUAAAGGAUUGUGGAACACAUGUCAAUCAUUUUAGGAUUGUCAAAAGGAGGAUUGAGGAGGAUCAGAUCAAUAAUGGAGGCAAUGGUAUGACUCCAAGUGCUAUUGUCACAGAUUAAAUUGGCAGUAUUGAUCUUAUACUGAAACUAGCCUAGUACACAACACCUCCAUUGUUCCAUUAGUUAGCUGUAAUCUUCUAACUUCCAUGAUGCAAUGAAUGCUAAAUGUACCCAUGUAACUCUUCCAGUCUCUGGGGGUGGGGGGCGUAUGCUGAGUGACUGCAAUGUAUCAUUUGAUUACAGGUGCAAACCAUUAGUGCACCUGUAAAGUACAGGUUGUUUCAAACCUGUAAGUAUAACCUCAAUACUGCUAAAAUCUGCAUGUCCUCUGUGUGACUGAUAUAGCAUUGCUGUUUCAUCUUAAAAGUAACAGAAUGAAAGCAAUUAUAGGAGGGGUUUUUAAACAUGGGGGAUUCUUUUUAAAUCCACGUCUUCCCCUUCAGGAUAAGUCGAGAGUUGACUUGCAUCAAUUAAAUUUGUUACCUCCCAGAUAGUACAAUAAUGAGCUUUUAGUUUAGAUAUGCAGUAGGUGGAUAGCUUUAGCAGCAAGUAUUUGCAACUUCAUAGAAAACUUUUUUCAACCACCAAACCUGUAAAGCGCCAUAUAGGAAUUGAUAUGUUGGCAUUAUCAGUCACCCUGUGUAAAUACUAGAAUGUUUCCUCCAGAUAAUUAACAUUGCUGAAAUCUAAGCUUCACAAUUCAAAAGCUUGUCUUGGGGAAUUGAUAGUUAUGAAUGCCAAUCUUUAUUAUUCAAUAGCAGACAUAACUUAUCAUUCUCCUAAAUCCUAUUUUUCAUUACGGUAUCUAACUUUUUGCCUCCUUUUUUUUGGUUUUGCUGGUUAUAAAGGUUUGGAUUGGAGAGGGCUCACUGGAUCCCAAUCCUUGGAGCUGGAUCAUUGGAUUCAAAUCAUAAUGUGGAUAGGAUAGGGAGGAUCAAUUGCAAGGAUUCAUGGAGCGGGAUCAAAUUACCAGGAACAUAGGAGUGGAUUCCUGCCCCAACCAAACCGCAUUCGUGUGGAUUUUUAUUCAACUCAAUUGGCUAUUCCAAAGAUUUUUCCUAUUUUUGACGAUUGGAGCCCUUAAGAUGCACGAUGGAGUUUUCAUUUUUUGGUAAAAGGAGCAAAGCAAGGACCUGGAGAGGUACGCUGGAGCAUUCUCCUUGGAAGGAUUCAGCACGAGUAGAUGGUAAAUGUUAAACGGGAAAAGGGGGGGUUUGUUUAAAAACGUUAAACCAAUAAGUCAUUUAUCUAAAUUUAAAGACAAAGAAAUUGGAGUCUUAAGAUUAAGUAGGUUUUCAAUUGGCUAUUGCCUUUUUUUCUUUUGACAAAAUAAAAUUUUAUAAAAAAGUGCAUGGUGGUUCUGUUGUAUUAAAUAAUGCCCUCUUGCAUUGUCUUGUGCCAUGAUGAAUGAAUUCAGCCUUUAAGCUCCUUGGCCUGGGAACUGAAUGGGUAUUUGUGGCCUGUUCAUUUGCAUUGGAUCCCUGUCACCCCAUGGGAACAGUGGUGAGCCGUGAAGAGGGUUGAGUUUGACCCCUCUUGGAAGUUGAGCAUCCUGGAUCCUACAUGGUCAUGCAGCUGGAGUUCAAGCAAUGUAGUCUGCUCCUCUAUAGUGGGAUAGAAAACAUUGUUCAAGGGCUCUCACAACUGUUGGUGAGUGCAGAUUUUGGAUAACAAGGUAAGACUAUUUGACUUCUGUAUUGGGCAAGACAAGUUUAUCAAGCCAGUGCUUUAGUUUCGUGUAAAUAGACCUUGGAAUGUGGGCUGACUCACUGUUCCAUUGCCUUGCCUUCCUACUUAAGAGCUCUUGAAGGGCCGCACUUGUGGGCUAAAAGUUAAUCCAAAGAAAGUACUUUCCUGAAAGAUAAAUGGCAGCAUCUGCUUGAGGCCACCUCAUGGAUCCUGGUCUCCCAGGCUCAACACUGUCAACCCUGCACUUUGCUGGCCAUUAAGUCUAGUUCCAAAUGUGGUGGGCUGUAGCACCUGUCCCCUGUGCUAGGCAGUACUUCUCACCGCUCUUGACACAUCCUGUAUGCAAGUAAAGCGAUGCACCCAUCGCUCCACACACAUGCUCAAAAACUAAGGUAUUGCAACCUAACAGCUAUAAAAGUCUGAUUAGCUGACGAGUAGGGGGUGCAUUUUUAAGUAAGGUGAGGAAGAGCCAGUGUGUUACAAUGUGAACCACACAAUCUCUGGUUCCUGCUAAUCUGGAAGUGAUGAGGAUGUCCUUAUUGUUGUCCAGUACUUGCUACGUCAGCUGCUAUAAAGCUGUGUGCCUUAAGAUGUAGUGCUUGCAGCUAGUUCAUACUAACUAGAGUGGCAGGAAUAGUGCCGGCAAAAUCAUCCGAUAGGCUACAUUGUGAUGAAGCCAUUUAAGGUAGAAUAAGCACCAGUCUCUUGGGAGUUCUGAGGGUAUAAACAAGUUCUUUGGCCAUGCAUCAAAUGCUAAAAGUUACCUUUUAGCAGGCAAACACAAAGGGCCCUGGAAUGACACUGGAUCCUUUGUGUGGUUCUUCACCCCUGUUUAAUUGUGUAGCUCAUUGGAUGAAGAUUGGAUCCUGAAAGGCUGGGUUCAGAUCUCUUAGCCAUAGAGUUUACUGGGUCAGGGCCAGUCAGUAUCUCCACCUUCCUCACAGCUAUUGAGGAAGAGGUAGAGAGGGAGUGCCCUAUUUGUAGUGCUUAGGUUUUUGCCUUCACUGGUGCUGGGGAGGCCCUGUGCAUCACAGCUGCUUUUUCAAAGUCCAGUAAAGUCCUCUUGAACUGUAAUGACUGAGGAACAGUGAGCUUCCUCAGAAAUGUAAACUGAAAAUAGCUUCUUGGGUAACUGCUGCAUGAUGAGACUUUGAGCCUUGCUGAGGUAAACAGGAUUCUAAUGAUAAAAGGUCUACGCUUGUUUAGUAAUGGCUAAAAAGGCACAAACAAGACAAAGGAAAAAGGUAAAUAUUCAUCAGGGGGAAAGCCAGACCUGUAAUUAACAUGUGACUUGCCUUUGCAUAAUAAAACACCUGGGUCUUAGCUUGCGGCAAAAGAUUGUCAGCCUCAUAAGGUUUCUGGUGCUGGAUCAAACACCCUAGAGUACGGCACUUGCUGCAUAAUAAUGCAAAUUAUAGCCUUCAAUAAUUGGCACAUGAUCCUUCAAUAAUUGGCAUAUGAUCAAGUUGCUUCGUGGAAAACAAAGUGAUACUGUGGUAGGGGGAAGCCUCUGGCUUCUCUUAGCCAUUAUUGGAGCUACUUCUCAUGAUUUACUACUAGAGAAUCUACACUUUUCUCAAGAAACUACUUGGAAGCAAAAAAUAAAUAAAAAGGUUAAUGCUCCUGAAUGUAUGUUUGUAGUUGGGAUUAGCAGUUGGGGGACUUGCAGCCAAGUAAAACAGGAAUGGGGAGCUCCUAGCCUUCCAGAAGUUGCUGGCCUACUCCAUUAUCCCUUUCUUCUGACCAUGUUAGCUGGGGCUGAUGGGAAGUGGAUCCCCACAGCUGAAGGGCACCUUAUUGGUUAUUCCUGGUUUAAGGAAUACAAUUCUGCACACUUAAAGUUCAGCUCUUGCCUGAAUCCCACCUGCACUCCAGAAACUUUAAUCUCUUACACGAAUGUGUCUGCACAUGUGGGGUGACAAAGUGCCCAGUUGUCAGAAGCAGUAAUUAGUAGGUAGCGAUCAGAAUUAUCAUUUGCGUAGGAUGGAAAGGAAACUCCUUUCAGUUAAAUCCAAUGCUGCCAUUCUGCUUUUGCAGCUUAACUUUUCCUCCACUGAGCAGCCUGUUGUUCAGCCUCAAAAUCUCCAGGGGGCUUGGAGAGACUAGCAGAUUUUGGGGUGAGCAUGGGUAGGAGAGAGAGUCUUAUUAAUGCAAGCAGAACUUGCAUUAUUGUAUUUAAAAUUUUGAUCCAACCUGGAACCUCAUGGUAAAACAAACAAAUAAUAAAUAAUUCAAAGAGUAAAAACAGGAGUAUAUAAUACCACUCCAAUGGCUGCAGUGGAUGAACCUCUCAGUGAUAUGCAUAAUUGCAUCUGGUAGAACCGGGGGGUUGCAGUGUCAGAUUAUUUGCCAGAUCCUGACCACAGAAUAUCCUUGUGAAGACCUUUGGCCAUAAGCCAGUGGUUUUCAACCUUUCUGAGUCCACGGCUCCCUUAAACAACUACAUUCUUUCUGUGGCACCCUUGUGGGGCCCAGGAGCCCAGUUAUGUCACCCCUUGCCUGCCGAGCUGGCAGCCUCACGCUUUUUCAAACACCCUCCCUUGUGCAAUGCUCCCUUAGCCACCUCUCUCCCCUCUCCUUGGGAAUCCUCCAGGCAGCUACUGCUGCCGCCCCUGGUCUCUGAGCUGCCUCCACCCAGUGCCUGCAGAGCUUAUAGCCAGGGCUGCUGCAACUAACAGCUGUGCAAGUAUUUGGGAGGCUGGGGCUCUAGAGGGCAUCAGAGGAGAAAGAGGGACAGAGGUUUGACUAGUAUCAGCAAUGUGAUUGGCACCUGGGUUGGGCAAGUAAUCCUUUGGUUGCUGCAGUUGGAAAGUGGCAAAGCGUGGGAAGGGUGCAGUGGGGAGGUUUUAACAGGCUUGUAAAGAAGUUUGCGAGGUGGAGAAGACCUGUGACCCUCCAGAUGUUGCAUGGCUGCAACUCCCUUCCCUGACCCAUGCCGGCUGGGGCUGGUGGGAUCUGAAGUCCAACAUCUGGAGGGCCACAGGUGUCCCCCCACCCCAGCAUGAAACUUGAGAAUCCAUGGUUGAGCAAUGCUUUUUAUUGGGACCUGCAAAAAUGUGACGAGCUUUCAAGAUGUCCAAGACACUUCGUCAGGAGAGCUCAAAAGCUUCGCUUCUGCCACAUUUUCAUAGGUCCCAAUAAAGGUAUGGCUGCACUGGUUUUUACGAACCAACAUGGUUACAUUAGCUUUUUAAGUGCAUUAAAUGUUAGUGUAUGAUCUGCCCCUUUUUUUAGUUCAGAGAAUAAAAUUGUGUGUGCUAGAGUUAAAUGGACUCCAGGAUUGCCCUCUUACUUUUAAAAAUGUGUGCUGCUUUUUGGUAAUCUCUUUGAUUCUGUUUUCUGCUUGCUGCUCAUAAAAAUGUAGAAAAAAAAUAAAUCGAUAAAACCAGGAAAUGAAACAUGAACUCUCUGGCUGCAAUUAGUUUGCAUAUCGUUUCUGUUAACAGAUGACUGAGGCAUGCAGACUUGGAGCCCUGCUGGUGGAUGAUUUGAACUUGGAGCCAGGAGAGGAUUCCUAGAGGCUUGCCUAUCCAAAAGACAACCCUUUUCCUCCUUGAAUGUUUUCAGGCCCUUGCAGAACAGUUCAGCAGUACACGGGAGAGGAGGAGACCCGUUUUUGUUUGUUGGAUCACGGCCUGGCAAGCUUUAGCAUAGAAUUCCUUCAGCAUCACUGCCAUUGUAUUUCCUGGAGUCCAUAUCCACCAAAGGGGAAGAGGGCAUUUAGGCAUUGCAGCGACUGAGGACUGUUGAACCCUGCUGGAUGCGAUUCCUCUCAAAAUGGGGUGGGUGCAGAUUGGCCUUUUUUGAUUUUCAAAUGUAGUUGGCAUUAACAUUUUCAUAGAGACCUCAAAUUGCCAAUGGCUGCUGGCAUUUUUGUUCAAGAGCCAUCUCUGUAGCCAGUAAGCAGCAUACAAACUACAUAAGCAACACCAGAUCUCUGAGCACCCAGGCACUGCAAUGUACUCAGACUCAACUAGUCACAACCUUGUGCUUCUUGCCUGACAGUGUGCAAGUUGUUAAGCAUAUCCACCAUUCCAGACAUGCACACACUCUUACUUCCCUCAAGUAAGGGAAGGGAAGUUCAGCAUACUGCUGAACCUACUGAAUACAAAUCCUUUGUCAGAGGUCACAUACAGAAUUUGGCAGAGACAGGACUUGAACACAGGACUCCUAAAAUCCAUGUCCAGUUCUUGUUUUCUAUGCCCUCGCAACUCAGAAAUCUUGUGAUCUGAAGCAUUUAUAAAAGUUGAAUUUACUUCCAUUACUACCAUACUUGUGGCUCUUGAUUUCCUUUGCAACUCUAGGUCAUGAGGCCUAUGUAUUGGAGGUCCUAAAUAAUUGUAUUUAAAGCAUUUCAUAAAGGACAGUGCCAUGCACCAGAAUUUCAUCAUGUCACAAACAAGGACCAAAUACUUCCUCUUCCCCAGCUGUGGUCAUUUAGUUUUGGAACUAGUCCGUUGAAAAUAGUACAGCAACUGAAUUAAGUAAAAAUCACUGGGGCCCUAAAACGACAUAUUUUGAAAAGCUGCACAAUUCAAAGACUUGGGAAAAUGCUCUAAAACAGUUCUUAAUGAGCUGUGCCAUUGGACUCUUGAGAUCGCAUUCACAUUCCCACGGUGCUAAAUCACCCUUUCUGGCAAUCCUUUUUCACUCUUUGCAAGCCAUGACUCCUGCAAAAAUGAGCAAUGGCUUAAUUCCUAGUGACUUCUGCACGUGUUUACUGGAUAAAUUACACCCCCUCCCCCUUGGUUCUUGCUUAACGUAUGGGCUCCAUGUCAAUUUAAUAGCUGCACUGCUGAGGAACUGAGUGCAAUGCGGGGACACCUAACCUUAGUUCUGAAAAGUGCGAUGUUCUGUAACACUGCUUGCACCCUUGAAUUCUGUUUCAAAGAUCCAAAGAACCCUUGACUGCAGAAAACCACCUUACACCGAGGUCAGACCAAUGGUCCAUGUAGCUCAGUAUUGUUUGGCUCGCCAAGAUUGAAGGCAGGCUUCUCUCCCCAUCUUAUUUAGAGAUACUGGCAACUGAAGCAGGGGUGUCUCUGCAAAGCAGAUGGUUGUCACUGAGCUGCGCCCCUGCCCCUAACAUCACAACCAGUUUCUUGCGCCCCAAGCAAAUGUUCCUCAAUGGGUCUUCAACGGCACAUAUGGAAACCACUUUCGGAACAAGAGGGGUGUUUUUUAAGGGCGGUUUGUUAGAGUCAACAAGUUAUGCUAGACUUGUGCAGAUGUCUCAAAAGCCACAGUACCCGCUUUUCCUGGAAAGCCUUUCAUUAUUGUUUACAACAAACCAGUUGAAGAUCUGUUUCUCUGUUAGGCCUUCAGUCCGUCUGCAACUCUGGGUUCAUGAUAGGGAUGGAUGAAUCCCAUCUUACUGCAAGUCCUUCACUCUCACAAGUGUUUGCUCUUAAGUCCAUAUUAAAAACAACCAAAAGUUUUCGUUUC
This is a messenger RNA of Podarcis lilfordi (Lilford's wall lizard), 13504 nucleotides long. The record is from the annotation of a GenBank genome assembly. NCBI's taxonomy places the organism in Eukaryota, Metazoa, Chordata, Lepidosauria, Squamata, Lacertidae.